AGAGUCCGCUCAUCUACCACACCAAUAGACAACGCCACAAAGAGUUUCUUGCCCCUUCUGUACAUGUCUUUCAAGCUGGUCGGUAGGGAUGCGGAAGAGAUUACAACUGUCUAACUAUUGACACUGUCAUGUACUAGCUGCACUGUCCGUCCAGCCACAGGGACAACAUGUAAACAACUAAUUGGACAAUUUCGUGGCCACGAGUGUCCCCAAAAAAUGUUGGUCAAAAUCUAUGUUUGUUUGUUGUUCUACUGGACAUUAGCAGUUCUCGCCACGGGUUUUACAAUUCUGGCAGAAGGCGGCCCAGCUACUGAAAGAACGACCGACUUGUCCCUGCGUUGUGACGUCACAGACCUGUCCCCCGAGGACGAGCUCGUACGAGUCACGUGGUCCUUUUACGACAGACAAUUUCAAAACUUCGUCGAAAUUUUCACCGCGGACCUAACGUCAGACGUCCCAGCGUAUUCCUUCUCUGACAGCUGGAAUGGAAGAGCCUUGUAUGAGGCUGCUGGAGUAGGAAAUAUUCUUUUACAUGCCCAAUAUGUCUCCAAAGACCUCAUGGGAGAUUAUAGGUGUCAGAUCAACUCUUUGCUAUCCAGUGGAGUGGCCAACGUUCAAGUGGAUGUUUAUUUUGGCCCUGGAACGAGCGUCAUGACCACGCCUGGUGGAAGAGUAGAGCAACAAGAAGGCGACAGCCUCACUCUGACUUGUACAGCGCAGUGCAACCCACCGUGUGCAUAUAGGUGGUAUAAGGCUGGGAAAAAAAUCUCGGACGAUGCUAUUCUAGAGAUGACCGGUCUGACGAACGCAGACGCUGGACUCUAUGCCUGUCAAGCCAGGAACGAUGCAGGGCGCAGCAUCAAACCAGUAGAUCUUCGCAUCUCUUACCAAGCCUCUCUUGUCUCCGUCAACAUAAGCGGAAUUGGUGUGGACUUGAACACCGGUUUUCAGAAGCUGGCAGACACAACGCAUAACCUUGUGGCCAGCUGUGAGGUCAAAGGUUGGCCUGAGGUCAGUGUCGAGUGGUUUAAAGAUGGAAUCAGCAGUUGGCAUGUUAACUCCUCGGUCAUUACCCAGUUAGAUUUGGACAGAAAGCUGAGUCAGUUUGAUAUCAACCCCCCUACUUGCUCGAGUAAUGGCGAGUACACAUGUAAGGCAUCUAACGGGUUUGGCAGCCCUGUGGCAUCCAGUGCGAUACUCAAUUUAGCCUGCUCGCCGUACGAGACAAACCACUCCAGCAAAUGUCAGUCCAGUUCGUCAGUGGAUUGGGUGGUUGAUAUAUUUCAGAGUGUUGAGUUUUUCUUGUGUUUUUACGGCUACCCGGAACCUGUGGUCGACAUCGUGGCCGAGACGGAUGUGUCUAAAGAAAGCGUGUACCAUUUGAAAGUUGUCUGCGACAGACACGAGAACCAGUGCGAGGCCAAACUCCAGCUGAACAUUACAGGGCCCCAACAUUAUGGUACUUAUCAAGUUAAGAUUUCAAACUCACAAGGAUUACUGCACAAGAAUUACAGGGUGAUUUCCCAGCAGCCUCCAAUAUCGCCAACUUUCUUCCACAUUGUCAAUUCAACUCAGACUUCCGUUUGCUUUGCAUGGGACCUGCAGUUUAAUGGCGGCUCAAAGCAAACAUAUUCUUUGAGUUACAGACAGAAAAAUAAUUUACUAGAACUUAAGUCAGACGAUGAUAGGUAUUUAGUUGUAAUGAUCGAGGAAGAUGAACCAUUCGCUAAGGCUCAAAAGGUGAUUGGGUCUUGUAUUCACAAUUUAGUGCCUUACUCUGAAUACGAAACUAUUUUAACCUCAUCCAACAAAUAUGGCCGGUCCAAGAUUUCACACAAAGUGACAUUCUCUUUGCCAACAAUAGACAGGGGGCCGAGUCUAACUUGGCUCCAAAACCCUCAUUCGGAUACACGCACUAAUGACGAUGAACCCAAUGGAGAAAGUGGAGAUUUGAUCAUGAGACCUGGUGGAAGAAAUCGUCAGAAGUCUCCCAAAAUUGAAAUCACAACAAAAGGCUUGUCCCAUUUAAAAGACUGGAAUAAAGAACUGUUGGACAAAUAUAACGACCUAGAUGACGACACGUUAGACGACCAUGAUGACGUAGAUGAAAACGACUUCCAACAACUUUUCGACUCAUUUUUCGCCCUGGAUGCAUUAACAGAUUUAAACAGCAGCUUUAAACCCAAAGCCUUCUCCAACUUUUCGGCUCAUUUGCGAAAACUAGUCAAUAGCUACGCGAGGACUCACCAAAAUGGGAGUAGACACAGCUCUCUUAACAAACUUAGCCUGCCAACACACUCGGCUGGAGAUUCGACCAGCAAAGGCUUAACUACAACAUUCUCCACUGCAGUGGAAGAUUCCCAAGAGCGGACAGGUUUCUUUAUUUCCCUGAUUGUGUCCGCCUCCUCAGUGACUGCUAUGUUCAUCAUGGCUACAGUGAUAACACUGGCCUGCAAAGGUUUGCUUAAAAAACGUCGGCGGUUGAAAGAGUGCCAAAAGAGACACAUGAAUAGAAUGAAAAUGAGCAGGGGCGAGACUGAUGGAAUGGAAGUGGUGGUUGGCAACCCCCGAAAUGACCAUCUUCAAACUGUUGAAAUUGUACCCUUUGCGGACCUCAACACUGUACCUACAACAUCACCGGCAAACAGCAUCCUAAGCGACAUUGGAGGCUUGCAUCCAUCAACCUCCCUAAGACCGAGACUCGCUACUCCUAAACUUAGCAGCUCACGCCAGAAACUAAUCUCUUCGUCUCUGACCAUGGGAGAGCACGAGGACUACUCAGCUACGCAUGAUAACAACGAUGUUCCUGAAGUGAAGAGAGCGUCUUGUCCUUCGUAUCUUGACCUCUGCGCCGGUGCAAGCAACGUUCCUCCAAUAGAAGCGCUAGGCACAUCUGAAGUUCUCAUCUCGCCCAGGUGUGUUGACAUGUUCUCUCUGUCUCGUGUGGAUACCCUCACACCACCACUGGGUCACUACUCUUCCACGGACUCCAUUGACCAGACCAGCGUAAAACAGCUGAGCGACACCGAGGAUUCCACCAAGUACCUUGACCUCUAUGAAGCUCUAGCCGUCAGGUCCAGGUCCAGAUCCCCUUCAAAUAUUUACGACCCGGUACACUUUGACAUUGUUAAGAUUGAGCCCAUAUUGCACUCUGAUUCAACGCACACUGCGCAUAAAUUUACCUCAGAUGCUUCUCAAACUAUAAACGAGGCGGUUAAAAAUCAAGUUAUUCAUCAUUCUAGAUUGAAGAAGCAAUCAAGUCAUCCAAACAAUGUGACUUCCCGAGUUCAGUCUCUUGUCCAAUGUUUAGAGGGAAAUAUAUUAGUCCCGGCAUCCCAGAAGUCAGAAAGACACCGAAACACUACAAUGGUAAACUACCCAAAAAUUGUUCAUUCCAUCAAUCGGACUAUUAUGCCAAAUUAUCCUGACCCCAGAAAAUCAUUAUCUGACGGCUACUUAAAACCGAGGGACUUAAGUUAUGUGAACGCUCAAUCCAUGAAAGAAGCUUCGUCCUCUGCCAACGUAAUGCCAUCCAAGGUUAAAACAAAAUGCAAAGUGAAUGAUACUUCGAUCUCCAAAAAUAGGAACUACGCCAACAUGAGAAAGUCUAAAACUCAAGGCGGCGAUGAAGUAUUCUGCAUCGAUAAGAUGAUCAAAGGCGCAACCAAUCAAAGCUCCUCACUUUAUGAAGAGGGUGUAACGUUUGCAAAAGAUUCUCAUUAUGUUGAUGUUGACAAGUGCCUGCACUGCCGGCCUUAUAUAGACAUGAAAGCUAAGUUACACUCGCAAAAGAAAAGUCUAAAAAGUUGUUUUAUAGAUCAUUCGGUUAGUGAAAGAAAACAAUCUCAGAAACAAAAAUCCGAUUUAUUGCGCGUGAAAUCGUGUGAUUUUAUUCGUCCUCUGAGUGUGGAAUAUCUAACUCCUUUUGUCAAGGGCCCAGUGCUGUCUAAACAAAAGAAAGGCAAAAGUCUAAACAAAUGUCAGAAACAUCAAACUCAACCAAAAUGUGAAAUCCAUGAUCAUGCGAGUAGUACUAAAGACCUGACAUCUCUGGAUACACGGCAAGACUCGCUCAACAAAACCAAUGACGUCAAAGCGUACAUGGUUACAGACUGUCUGAAUAUUAAUUUCCCAGAGGACAAUUGUAUCUUUGGCCCACGUGACCAAUCUCAGCCAGAUCAGUCCAAUAUUUAUGAUGAGGUAAUAACGCCUGUAGCCAACACAAAGUGAAGGACAACUUCAGGAGAAUGCAAUGGCUAGUGGGCUUCAUAAUUCAAUAGGGCUUGUGCCGCCAUUCAUAACUGGGACAGACAUACAGAAUGCUGGGUUGUCGAACAUUUUAUCUACAAACAUUCAUAUCCAUUAUAAAGUUGUGACUUGGUCUAAUAUGGCUUGUAUCGUGUGGAAUAAUGACUUCUGUAUAAAAAGGAAGUAAUGGAAUCCAUUCUGUAAGAACGUUUGCAACAUUAAAAAAAGAUAUCUACAGCUUUAUAAAUGUUCCCCAUAACUAUUUAUUAUAUCAUUAUCUUAAAUAGAAACAUGUACAUUUAGAACCAAAAUGAAAUUAUGGUAUAAGUUGUGUACAGCUUAGUGAGGCUUGUUAAAUUAGCACACUGAUUUGUUUCAUGAUAAGUCCACGAUGAUACACUGGUCUGUUAAAAUCUACACUAUACUAACAUUGUCUCAGUCAUGAAAAGCACAAGAUGAUACACUGGUCUGUUAAAAUCUACACUAUACAAACAUUGUCUCAGUCAUGAAAAGCACAAGAUGAUACACUGGUCUGUUAAAAUCUACACUAUACUAACAUUGUCUCAGUCAUGAAAAGCCCAAGAUGAUACACUGGUCUGUUAAAAUCUACACUAUACUAACAUUGUCUCAGUCAUGAAAAGCCCAAGAUGAUACACUGGUCUGUUAAAAUCUAUACUAUACUAACAUUGUCUCAGUCAUGAAAAGCCCAAGAUGAUACACUGGUCUGUUAAAAUCUACACUAUACUAACAUUGUCUCAGUCAUGAAAAGCCCAAGAUGAUACACUGGUCUGUUAAAAUCUACACUAUACUAACAUUGUCUCAAUCAAAUAGUUCUUACAAUUCAUCAAGAAGAAAUGGCCCUGAGUCUCAAUUAAGAACAGCUUUUUUACUUCUAAGUGUUUCUGUGUCAGAGCCCCACUACCAAACUAUUUCAGCAUUCUGAGCUACAGAAACGCGUCCAGGCGGCUACAGAGAGAAGAAGAAAAAAGAACCGAAACUAAAAUGUGAGAGUCAUUCAAGUCGCAUGUAGUACGGGUAGUAAUAUCUUUUUGUAACGAGCCUGUCACAUGAUGGCUGAAAGCUGGGUACAAUCACGACUUAUUGAAAUUUCUGCGAAAGAAUCUUGUUGCAGACGACUCUUGUGAAAACGUAUAAGAAGACUUACUACUAGUAAAUUGAAAUGGCAUUACAUUCAACAAUCACAAAGAGGAGUGGCUCAACCAGGAGAAACAGGCAGAGCUAUGUACAAAGAAAUGACCAUGCCUAAGUGGCCAGUAUUAACUAGGAACAGAACACACACCUUAAAAGAAUGAAUCUCAUACACCUACCCCUGUUAGACACUGCACCAACCCUUAUAAUUUGUAAACCAUAUCCUCUUUGAAUGCCCUGUCCUAAUUCACCUUAGGCAGACCCUACUUCCACUACAGCCCACCAUAACCAACACCCUGUACGGCAGUGCUGAACAACUGAAGAAAACAGCACACUAUUUUUCGUUGGCAGUCUGCAAAAAGAGCUAACAGCUCAGCAGCAAAAACGCUGGCUAGAAGAAAAAUAAUA
This is a messenger RNA of Biomphalaria glabrata, 5805 nucleotides long. RefSeq lists its product as uncharacterized. The record is from RefSeq and is a predicted model, not a curated record. The transcript is spliced from 4 exons. Gene Ontology annotation, molecular function: protein binding. Bases 217 to 4230 code for a protein of 1337 amino acids. Lineage: Eukaryota; Metazoa; Mollusca; Gastropoda; Planorbidae.